GGAGGCGCAUCACCGUCCGUCAUAGGCCGGGCACCACGUGCAGUAUCAUUGCGCGAUUGCGACGAUUAGCCGUCGAUCCGUUUCCGUCAACAGAGCGGCGGGCAUAGACGCGAGAUCAAGUUGAGUAAACAAUCCAACCGAAGCAAAACGCAACACGUUGUGAUAGAUUCGUUUCCGAUAUCGAUAAUGAUCACUCGACGUUGAGCUUAUGCUGCCAGCACUAUUCCAUUCCAUGCGAUUCUUGUGCGUAGAGACACGGUGAAGCAGCAGCUCUCCGGUGAGGCUGACGUGCAUUGUGACUAAAUGAUUUCGAUUCUUUUGCGGCCAAAUCAUCAAAACAAGUACGCGCGCGUGUGAUUCAUCCACAUUUCCAUCGUCUCGAGAGAGAGAGACGCGCAACUCAUUCUCAUUGCCCAGCGCAGACCCGGUGAGGUACCUGUAAGUUUGUGCGAAGAUAACGGACCCCCUCGCGAUAGCGCGAUAAAGUCGUGCUCCACACAACGUGACACACCGGCCGACGCAAGUAGGAGGCUACCAGUGCCUUAGUUUUUGAGGUGCGGUGUGGUGUAGGAUUAGUGGACGUAGACAGCAAAUCCCUAUCCUUUCGCCAUCAUGAAGAGAGCCGCCACGCGAAAACGACAAACCACCGACCUGUACGGCAGUGAUGAAGAUACGCCGCUGCUGACAACACCAUCGCAACCGUCACCGCAGCACCAGGAAGCAAACCCAACGAUACCAUCACCCGGAACGAUGGGAAGCACGGAAACGGCGACCACGGAACGUAACUGUUCCUUUGAACCUAUUUUGGUUCUCAUGUGUUUCGGUCUCAGUGUAUCAGGAAUUGUACUGGCCGAUCAAAUCAUCUAUCAGUCGUGCGUCGUCACGCUGGGCUAUGAUCGACAGCUAUGCGCCCAGUUGGGCACGAAAAGCAACUCGUCGGAUGUGGCCAACCUGGAGACGAUCGUGCAACCGUACGCGGCCCGGAUCGGGAUGAUGAACACGAUUCUGAUGUCGGUACUGCCGGCCCUCUGUGCGCUGCUCAUGGGUCCGUGGUCGGAUAAGUAUGGGCGCAAACCGGCCAUGAUCAUGCCGGCCGUCGGUUACGUCACGACGUACGUUAUGAUCGGCAUACUGUCGCUCCUCUCCAAGCACUACCUGGUCGAUCCGUGGUGCUACGUAGUGGCGCACAUUCCGGCGGCCAUGCUCGGUGGUAGUACCGUUCUGAUGGCCGCCAUCUUUAGCUAUCUGACGGAUGUGACGACGGAAAAGAACCGCACGGUACGGAUCGGUAUCCUACAAGCUUGCACCAUGCUCGGUGCCUUCGUGGGGCUGCUGUCGAGCAGCUUCAUCCUGGAGUUGACCAGUGUAGCGACAAUGUUCUUCUUGGCGGCUGGCUCGAUGGCCGCUAGUUGCGCCUUUCUGAAUUACUACCUCGAGGACAGUAUCCAGCCGGAUCCGGAGAUGGUGCACCGGCAGCUACGGGAAAUCUUCCGCCUCAGCCAUCUGAGCGAUCUGCUGAAGACGUUCUUCAAGAAACGAUCGGCUUACGAUCGCGGAAUUGUGUGGCUGACGAUUGCGGUCGGUGUCGUGACAGUGCUGGGCGCAGGUGGAGGUACCGUGUUUUUCCUCUACACCCGGCGUGUCUUCGCUUGGACGAUACAGGACUAUACCAUCUGGCAGGCGGUGGAGUUGCUGUCGAUCGUUGCUGGGAAUGUAAUCGGUAUUUCGUUGCUGAAAACGUUGCUCAAACUGCCGGACGUGUGGCUCGCGUUGCUGUCCGUGAUGAACUACGCGAUCGAUGCGCUCAUUAAGGGGCUGGCACGGCACGGAUGGCAACUGUUUCUGGCCACCGGUGUUACGCCGCUGAAGGCAACGGAAGGGGCCGCACUGAUGGCGAUCUGUUCGGCCAUCAUCCCGUCGGGUGAGAUCGCCAAGUUUUACUCGAUUGCGAUGGCUAUGACGAAUACGGUUUCGCUUGCAUCGGCACCACUGUUCACCUACAUCUACAACACGACCGUAGCGACGGAACCGGAAGUGUUCAACUUUGUCGCGUCCGGAAUCUUUUCCAUUAACGUCAUCUUUGUGGGAAUCAUUGCCGUGCUGAUGCGCAAGAGAAGAACGACACAGAUCACUCCGUUGUUUGAUCAAGAUAGUGAAAUCGUAACGUGAGCGAGAGCUUAGAGGCUGCGCUUAGCACCUGCGCAUAGCGACACACCAACCGCCCACGUGGAGGAUUCCGAAGGUGGCAAUUAUGCUAGUCAUGUUUUAAUAAAGUAAUUUUUAAUAAAAUGCGAAGCGAUGUAUCGAACGGAUAGAGUGAA
Messenger RNA from Anopheles aquasalis, 2321 nucleotides. Its product is annotated as proton-coupled folate transporter. Gene Ontology annotation, cellular component: membrane. The record is from RefSeq and is a predicted model, not a curated record. Gene Ontology annotation, biological process: transmembrane transport. Gene Ontology annotation, molecular function: transmembrane transporter activity. Lineage: Eukaryota; Metazoa; Arthropoda; Insecta; Diptera; Culicidae.